UAGGCAGCCCAUGUAAGUACCCAGGUACCCAAGCAGGUCCCGGCCCAAGGCACCUACAUAGCUGUGAUACGUACCAACACGCCUGGCCAUGAUACCCUCCCACACCCCAACCUACCUCACGGGCCCUCCCCACAUGAUUUCCCAUCCCCCAGCAUGAGGCACGAUGGUUCUCUGCUCCCACCCAGCCCAAGAUUUUGCCCUGCUAUCCAACAGCCACUCUACCCCGCUAGCCUCACCCCCUGCGUGGCAUCCCUCCCGCCUCCGAGGAUGCCUCAUGCCCUCGACCCAGCCUUUUGGGUCACCUCCCCACCCUAGCAGAACACCAUUCCCUGUCCACCGAUACACACACCUUCUAGGCUACCGCAAAUCGCUGCACCACCGGUUCCGGCUGCAUCGUUCGGCCUCAUCGGUCCAGCUUGACCGCGGCCGUACCUUGCCGAGAGGGGAUAGAUACCUGUGGGGGGUGGUGCCGGUGGCUCAUGCCGGCUUGUCACGCUAACCCCAUCCUGCCCCCCACCAUAGCCUCGCGGUCGUCAUAUCACAGGCCCCUGAGGGCCUCGAGAAAUCGCGAAUCCGCGGCUGACGGAGCGGCAGCACUGCCACCGUGAUCCAGAGAAAGAGGUACCGGUACGCACUCAGGGCCACUGUUCUACCCCAUGUUCUUUGCUUCACCUCUGUACAUAUCGGACCCACAAGGCUUCAGUUUAGAGCACCACUGCCCGAUUAUCUGGUUUCUAGGCACUCAAGUAUAAAGGCCCAGAGCAUCCUGCGUCAAGAUUUUUUGGCCCCCAUCUCACCACUGACCCCGCCCAUCAUAAAACCUCAUCAAGCCCGCUGGCCUUUCCAUGCAUCUUACCCCAACUACCAACUUGAUACAAACGCCAUUUUCUCUUGCAGUUAUGCCGCCAACAACUCGAUCCCAAGCUCAUCGACUCGACACCACUGUGGCGCCGGCGACGGAAUACCAUGACCACAGCGAUACUGAGAGCGAGCUUGAUGAUCUAGACGCCGACAAUAUUGUGCGGUCGCCCUUCACUGGACUCAUGUACGAUAUCAGUCAGCUGCCUACUGGUGACUCGGCCCAAGGUGCCGUGGACAGCCAACAAACACACUCCCGGGUCGAUCCCGGAGACCAGGACCGGGACAUCCAGGGCCGCGUCAGAGAGCUCUUCCGGAAACUCGGCAGCCACGAAUCCCCGCCCAUCAAUCUCCAGUUCUGCGGGCUUGGAGAGGAGGACGGGGGGGAGUUCUAUGCUUUUCAGCUCCGCGAGAUCAUCCCUCUUUCCAUCCGCAUCGGGACGCCCACAAGCAGGUGGUCAGAGCCUCACUGCAGCUGCAGGAAUCGUAAGCCCUGUCAGCACCUUAUAUGGCUCUACGACGCCAUAUCGGGCCUCUCCCUAGACAACCACGACGAUAGCCGUCCCUUGGUCGUCAACAGGGCUGGGGGGAUCCCCGGGAUGGAGGACCCAUUCAGCACGAUAGCAGACUUCCGGCUCGACCUCCUCACCAAGGGUCUCCACUGCGGCGUCGGCAGCUCAUAUGAAUACGGAAAUCGGGACUGGUUCAGAGAGAUGGAGGCCGACGAGAUCCUGUUGGCCCUGGAGGGCUCCGGGUCAGAAGACGACUCUGACCUCGACCACCACCACAGCUACCCGAACCCCAGUAAGCGAAGAAGGCUGGAGGCGCCUCCGCAGAGGAGAAGCCGGCUUGAGAGGACCGUCCGCGAGCUCCUCGUGCAGAACAACGAGGUAUUCUCGGUGUUUCUGAACAUGCUCUCCCCGCGGGACAAGGUGCGCAACCUGUACUCGAGGCUCCAGGACAGGGUUGACGCCGUCCUGCUCGAGCUGAAGCGCUACUCCGAGUCCCUCGCGGACCCGUCCCUGGCCUCGGACCUGGCCAGCACGGGCGCGGACCGCGAGGGUAGGUGCGACGUCGCCUGGGCGUCACGCCACAUCCUCCGGGCCGUCAGCCAGAUCGGGAGCGAGCUCCUGCGGGCGCCGGGGCCGGGCCCCCGCGAGAGGGCGGACGCGGCGCGGGCGCUCAUGCACAUCCUGGAGGCGGUGGUGCUCGGGUACGACGGCGACAUGUACCCGAGCGGCGCCUCGCCCCGCGACCGCAACCUGUACCGCCGCCUCGUCGAGGCGGGCGGGCACGCCGGCGGCCUCUUCGUCGUCGAGCAGCUCGGCCACGUCCUAGACCAGACGCAGCACGCCGACCGGAUCGAGGCCAUCAAGAAGAGGGUGCGCGCCAGGGGGGCCCCCGCCGCGUACCUGGACCGCCUCGAGGAGGUGGCCGCCGGCAUGCGGUCCAUACAGUCCCGCCAGGGGUCCGCGGUGCCGUACAGCCCCUCGGUGAGCAGCAGCGCCGACGACGGGGGCGAGAGUGCUGGGGGUCUGCAGCCCGUUGUUGCUGAUUCUGCUGCCCCCAGCGUACAGGCCACGGCUGGGUUGAAGCGGACGUGGGAGGGUGACUAUUAGCGGAUCGGUUGCUAUCCGUUUACAGAUUCAUGCUCUUUUCCUAUUACCACUUUAAAUUCAGCUUGGCCUGUAAUCUCUCUAUUUUUUUUUCUAUUUUUUUCUUCGCCUUCGUCUGUUCUUCUCUCCCUUGGUUUGGGGUUCCUUUGUUUAGACUAGCGAUGCCUCACGAGAUUCACGUCCACGAAGAUAUUCCCUACUCUCUCUUAAGAGAGACCAAUUCUAUCAUCUCCAUCUUACUGUUAUCAACGCUCCAUCUCCAUUUCUUAUUAAUUUCAUCCCAACUCAGCACUUUCACUCGGUCUGAAUAUCUAGGCAGUCUUAAAUAAAGAAGUUUUCUAGACGAUAAAAACAUGCAGUCAAUAUAGAUAUCCGA
This is a messenger RNA of Gaeumannomyces tritici R3-111a-1, 2850 nucleotides long. RefSeq lists its product as hypothetical. Lineage: Eukaryota; Fungi; Ascomycota; Sordariomycetes; Magnaporthales; Magnaporthaceae. The record is from RefSeq and is a predicted model, not a curated record. The coding region runs from base 846 to 2477 and encodes 543 amino acids. Gene Ontology annotation, molecular function: zinc ion binding. The transcript has a single exon.